GAGCCUCAGAUAAGGAUCCGCUGAGAAGAGAAGGAGACCGAGACCGAGACGGAGACGGACGGGAGACGUGCCAGUGGCAGUAGUGGGACGCCGCUGCAUCGUUUGUGGCUCAGGUUUGCAGAACCUGCACUCAAUCAUGGAACAGCGUGACACCCGCACGACCCGGAACUAAACAACUUUGCACCCCACGCUCCGCAUACCUCCAGGGGACCACUGUUGGCUGGCAACCAGUCCACGGCGUACCCGUCCUCUCUCCCUAAGUCAGAUCUGUGACCUGUCAUCACUUCUCCCAGAGAGUGCGUCUGAACCCAAAGAGGCUUCAGAGCACCCACCCGCCUCCCUCUGUGCUCCUCAGCAUCCAGCAUUACGACUCGAUUGCGUGAUGGGGCCACUUGCUGCCUUGUCGGCCCUGCUCCUCGUCUUGGGCUUGACUGGUCAUGUUUGGACUCUCAACCCUGACGAUCCCAACGUCUGCAGCCACUGGGAAAGCUAUGUCGUCACCGUUCAGGAGUCUUACGCUCACCCAUUUGACCAGAUCUACUACACCAGGUGCACAGACAUCCUGAACUGGUUCAAGUGCACGAGGCACAGGAUCAGCUAUAAGACAGCUUACCGGCGGGGAGUGAGGACCAUGUACAGGCGCCGCUCACAGUGUUGCCCUGGUUACUUUGAGAGCGGAGACUUAUGUGUUCCUCUGUGCACAGAAGAGUGCGUCCACGGCCGCUGCGUGUCUCCUGAUACCUGCCAGUGUGAGCCAGGAUGGGGCGGACUCGACUGCUCCAGUGGUUGCGAGAGUGACUUCUGGGGACCUCAUUGCAACAAUCGAUGCCAGUGCCAAAACGAGGCUAAGUGCAACCCUAUCACAGGGGCAUGCGUCUGCACAGACGGCUACCAAGGAUGGCGCUGUGAGGAGCCCUGUGAUCCCGGUUACUACGGUAAGGCUUGCCAGCUCCCGUGCCAGUGUCUCAACGGAGCCACCUGCGACCACGAAACCGGAGAGUGCAUCUGUGCGCCGGGCUACGCGGGCGCCUUCUGCGGAGAGCGCUGCCCGUACGGCAGUCACGGCCCUCAGUGUGAGCAAGGUUGCCCCUGUCAGAAUGGAGGCACGUGCCACCACAUCACCGGGGAUUGUUCUUGCCGCGCAGGGUGGACGGGUUCUGUUUGUGGCCAGCCGUGCCCUCUCGGCAAGUACGGCAUCAACUGUAGUAAAGACUGUUCGUGCCGCAACGGCGGCCUGUGCGACCACGUGACGGGCCAGUGCCAGUGUGCAGCCGGCUUCAGCGGUCGCAGGUGUCAGGAUGACUGUCCUACGGGCACAUACGGCCCGCAGUGUAACCACAAAUGUGAGUGCCACAAUGGAGCCAAGUGCCACCACAUCAAUGGAGCGUGUCUGUGUGAAACUGGCUUUAAAGGGCCCAAUUGCCGAGAGAGAUUCUGUCCCCCAGGCCUCUAUGGCCUCAUCUGCGACAAGUACUGCCCAUGCAACGCCACCAACACCGUGAGCUGCCACCCGCUUUCUGGAGAGUGCACCUGCACCGCGGGAUGGACGGGCAUUUACUGUAAUGAGAGCUGCCCGUCCGGCUCCUUUGGGGAGGGGUGCAUGUUGCCGUGCAGCUGCAGCAAUGGAGCGGACUGCCACCCGAUCACUGGUACCUGCAUGUGUGCGCCAGGAUUUAUGGGUGAAGACUGUGCCACUGAGUGUCCUCUUGGUUUGUUUGGACCCAGCUGCAUGUCCACCUGCUCCUGCCAUAAUCACGCUUCCUGCUCGCCUUUUGACGGGUCCUGUAUGUGCAGGGAAGGCUGGCAAGGUGUGGACUGCACCAUCUUGUGCGCCAGUGGCCUUUGGGGUCUGGGCUGUAAUCAGUCUUGCUUGUGUGCCAAUGGUGCUGCUUGCGACCCGGUCGAUGGCACCUGUACUUGUUCUCCUGGGUGGAGGGGAGAGCACUGCAAUGAGCCCUGUCCUGAUGGCACUUUUGGGCUGGAGUGCAGAGAGCGUUGUGACUGCAGUCAUGCGGACACCUGCGACCCAGUGAGCGGGUACUGCCGCUGCCAUCCAGGCUGGACAGGAAUCCAUUGUGAUAACGUGUGCCCACAAGGCUACUGGGGCAACAACUGUUCACUCAGCUGCCCGUGUCAGAACGGAGGCUCCUGCUCUCCUGAGGAUGGAACAUGUGUGUGCGCACCUGGAUUCAGAGGGACUUCCUGCAAAAGGACAUGCUCUGCGGGCUUCUACGGGCACCGCUGCAGCCAAUCAUGCCCUCGGUGUGUGCACAGCACGGGGCCGUGCCAUCACGUAAAUGGGCGCUGCGAGUGUCUGUCUGGCUACUCGGGCCCUUUAUGCAGCCAAGUUUGUCCCAGCGGGAGAUAUGGAAGGGCCUGUGUGGAAAUAUGCCGCUGCACCAACAACGGCACCUGUAACCCCAUUGAUGGAUCCUGCCAGUGUUUUCCCGGUUGGAUCGGACACGACUGCUCUCAGGCCUGUCCUUCCGAUCGCUGGGGCCCAGAUUGUCUCAAUUCGUGUAACUGUCACAAUGGAGCUCAGUGCAGCGCCUAUGAUGGAGAAUGUAGAUGCGGACCCGGCUGGACUGGCCUGUACUGCACGCAACGCUGUCCCUCGGGCUUCUAUGGCAGGGAUUGUUCUGAAGUGUGCCGGUGCCAGAACGGGGCCGAGUGCGACCACAUCACCGGCCUGUGUGCGUGUCGAACCGGUUACAUCGGGGCCAGCUGCGAGCAGAAGUGUCCUGCUGGUACAUUUGGAUAUGGCUGUCAGCAGCUGUGUGAGUGCCUGAACAAUGCUACCUGUGACUAUGUGACCGGGACAUGCUACUGCAGUCUGGGAUAUAAAGGCAUCCGCUGUGAUCAAGCAUCUCUCAUGAUGGAGGAGCUGAACCCCUACACCAAGAUAAGUCCGGCCCGUGGCUCAGAACGCCAGUCAGCGGGUGCUGUCAUGGGCAUCAUCUUCCUCCUCCUCAUCAUCAUGGCCAUGCUCAGUCUGUUCGUGUGGUACAGGCAGAGGCAGAGGGAGAAGGGACACGAAAUCCAGCCGAGUGUCUCAUACACACAAGCAAUGCAGAUGACCAACACUGACUAUUCUCUGUCUGAGUGUGGCAGCACCAUGGCCAUAAAGACCAGUGCAGCGGAAGUCAAUCACAAUCCAAGUAGCAGCACCAGUGGGGAGUCCUUUUCCAACCCCACCUAUCACACGGUGGCCCAGUGCAACGUCGUAUCAACCAUCUCCAGCAACCUGGAUGCCACGCUGACCCUCAAAUCGAGCACGCUAAAAAACCGAAUUGGUUCCGACUGGAGAGCCUACUGCAACCUCCCUGAUCUCGCAGAUGUUCAACAGGGGGAGACUCAGACUGCGAGAGCCUCGCGAAAAGAUUACAUCAAGGGCUCCGUGUGCAACAACAACUCCUGCUCCCUGAACACAGAGAACCCCUACGCUACCAUCAGGGACCCGCCGGGGUUGGCAUCCAAGCACGCAGAGAGCAGCUACGUGGAGAUGAAGUCACCCUCUCACCGCGAAGUGCCCUUCGGGGGCACCGCCACCCUUCUGGGCGGCACCAGGGGGAACAUGUAUGAUGUUGUUGCCAUCGCCGAGCCCACGGUGAGUGUUUUGCAAGGCCCCAACGGGAUGGCCACCGGCUUCUCCCAGAACCCCUACGACCUCCCCCGCGGCGGCCACAUCCCGACCCACUAUGACAUUCUGCCUAUGCACCACAGCCCCACGCACACCCCCCCUCCGCCACACCCGGAGAGCCCCAGCUCCCUCCUCUAGAGGCCCCAACCCCGGCCGGCACCCUGGCAAGCGUCGACUUUCAUCCAGCUCCUUUGUCUUCAUGUGCUCAACAAGGACUGGACAGCCACAGCUCAUUUGGACCAGAGAAGGAAAGGAAGAAAUCCCUCACACCAGCAAGCGUUCACCCAUUUUAUUUUCCCGAGAUCCGACGACUGCUCUUGACGGACCCUCUGGAGUGGAACGUGGAUACUCCAGAGGGAGCUCGGGCCGCCACCUCUGGAUUGGAUGGAUAAGUUAUUCACAGGGACAGAGCUGUCCUUCACAUUAAUUUCUAGAAGGGCAAAAUGUGGCUGACGUGAGUAACGGUUGUGCCCGUCCCACUUAAAAUGUUUAAGAUGUUCAGCAGCGGUGGAAAAACCUCUGUGCUCCAGGGCCGCAUUUGAAGAUUAGGUAAAAACAAUGCUUUUAAAAGCACUUUUAUGAUUAUUAAAACAGUUGUUAUGACUUGACACAUGAUGCGAUAGCCCAGAGAAGCACCUUAUCUGUAAUGAAGUGUUAUUAUAAUACGAUAUGGUUUUACAGAUUAUAUUCAUCACAUAACUACUCAGUUGAUAAUUACUGUUUCAAAAAAUAUAACAAAUUGUUUUUUUUUUUUUUACUGCACAGUACUCCUUUAGAGUUCAUGUAACAUAUGUAAAAUAGAAUCAGUGACCCUAAUGAGGACAAGCAGUAUUAGAAAAUGGAUGGAUAGAUGGGUUUAUUUUAAUAAUAACAAAACCAACUACACCUUUUUAUUUAAAUUAACCAGUUAAUAAAAUAAAGCCAACCCAAUAAUUUUUUUUACUACUGUUUUAUUACUGUAUUAUUUAGGGUGAAAAAAACAAACAAACAAAAAAGCUUAAUUAUUGUCCUGGUAAAAUGCUCAGUGGGCUAGAAUAAAGACCGGGCCAAACGUUGCCCAUCCCUGAUGUUUAGGCAUCACCUGUCAAUCGCUGAGACGAUGAGAUGAAGUGGAGUGUAAAAACUUGAAAGACGCAACAAAAUAAUGUCACUCACCGUCAGGUGUUUUCUCCACCUUCUGCCGGUGAUGAGCGCACAGUCAUGAAAUGGCAGGGUCAAAGUGAAGAGCUUCAUUUGCGUUGCUGUUGAAAUGAGGUUGUGAUAUUCAGGUCAGGAGAGAAUAUGCGCAUUUAUUUAAAAAAAAAAAAUGAAAAAUUCUGGAUUUGCUCCUCCUCGAUGAACGCACUGGAUUUUGUGUUGUCCUUCUGUGUGCCAUAUAUUUUUCUUGCAAAUGUCUGUACAGGGUGUUGAGGAGGGUUGGUUUUGACCUUUAUGUUUGGUAUUUCUAUAGCUAAUUUCAUUAUUUAUUCAGUUAUAUUCUUAGUGAUGGUCAAUUUAAUUCGUGUGACGCUAGAACAACGUAAAAAAAGAAAAGAUGAGCAUGAACGCAUCGAGUACCCACUGAUGUACAUAACACCAACGCAUAAAACUUAUCUUCUUGUGAGAUGUAAUUUUGUGAAGCGUUUUGAAAUGGGAUCUCUCUCACCCACUCACUUGCGCUCUCUCUUUCCUCUCUUUCUCUCUCUCUCUACCUCCUUAUCUGAGAUUGUUUACUUUUACCUCCCCCAAAAAAAGCUUUUAUCUGAUCAAAUGUCAUUUGUUAUCAAUUACAAUGAAUUUAUUCAUUAACCGAGUCACUUGCGUUACAGCCUCUGCAGGAGCAAUAACAUCUUGACAAUCAUUACUUAGAUUACAUUUCAUGUGUACUGGACAUGAUGCUGUUUGCGUUAUUGUACAUCACUGUUUUCUCUUUGGAUGAGGUUUAUUUUCUAAUCACUUGCUGUCUGAUCGAUGCUGUUGGUUGUUUUGGUACAUUUCAGAUUAAAAAGCAUUUUGUGUCA
Messenger RNA from Syngnathoides biaculeatus (alligator pipefish), 5640 nucleotides. RefSeq names its product multiple EGF-like-domains 11 (gene megf11). Bases 383 to 3778 code for a protein of 1131 amino acids. The record is from RefSeq and is a predicted model, not a curated record. Gene Ontology annotation, cellular component: membrane. Gene Ontology annotation, molecular function: protein binding; scavenger receptor activity. The transcript has 27 exons. NCBI's taxonomy places the organism in Eukaryota, Metazoa, Chordata, Actinopteri, Syngnathiformes, Syngnathidae.